Molecule: messenger RNA, 2361 nt
Organism: Debaryomyces fabryi
Lineage: Eukaryota; Fungi; Ascomycota; Pichiomycetes; Serinales; Debaryomycetaceae
Gene: PTK2
Product: protein kinase
Exons: 1
Coding region: 1-2361 (786 amino acids)
Biological process (GO): intracellular signal transduction; protein phosphorylation
Cellular component (GO): nucleus
Molecular function (GO): protein serine/threonine kinase activity; ATP binding
Source: RefSeq, a predicted model, not a curated record
AUGCCAACAGAAAACGAAUCUCAUCACCGCCAUCAUGGAUUGAGAAAUAUAUUCAAAAAGGAACAUAGUCCUGGGUCUAACUCAGAUUCUGGGAAAGAAUCGGUACAUGGGUCGCAUGUUGGGUUAUCGAAGCUUUUUCACCAUAAUGGAGAUUCAAAGGCCGAAGUGCCUAGUGGGUCCAGCGGAGGGCGAAUUUCGAGAACCCCGUCGGUUCUAUCGAUGAGGAGACAUAAUUCGAAUAUGACAAGGACGAAUAGCAACAUUGAAAACGAGAAGACCCCUAAGAAGUUAUCGAAGGCCGAAACGAUGGCACAUCUUCAGCAGAUCAACAAGAAUAAUGCUGCCAGAAGUGUACGACUGACAAACGAAUUGAGGUCGGGGGCACCGGCUACAGGAGCCCGUGGGGGUGGAUUAGCCAUCACCCCAAACGCUAACCACCUGCAUCACGAGAAGAUAAAGUAUAAUCCGUUUGGAGUUAAUAAAAGUCCUUCGGCAGAACAUCCAAGUACCAGUUUUUACUUGUCGGGAGGGCCUGAUGCUAACCGAGUGUUGAACAAUCCUGUGGCCGAUCCUAAUGACUUUUUGCCGGAUGAAUUGAAGCAAGAGCACGUCAAUCUUUUGGAAGAUUUUGAAAUCGAUAUGCAGAACAAGAAGUUGGGAGAUGGAGGAUCGUCGGAUGUACGUAUAAUCAAUGCGGCCCAUAAUAAAAAGAAUGUUUAUGCCUUGAAGAAGUUCACAUUGCUCGACAAGGAGAGUGACGAUGAUUUCUAUAAGCGGGCAAUAAAGGAAUACAUUAUUUCUAAGAAAGCAAGCAAUAGCAGACAUGUGGUCAACACCAUAAUGAUGGUGAGGAUCCAAUCCCAAGCAAAUUUAACCAGGGGAUGGGGUAUCAUCUUGGAAUUAUGUAAAGGUGGUGAUCUAUUCAACGCCAUAAUAAAGCUGGGCUGGAAAAGCUCGCCAUUGAACGAAAAAUACUGUAUUUUCAAACAAAUAGCACACGGGGUUAAAUAUUUACAUGAAUUGGGCAUAGCCCAUAAGGAUCUAAAACCAGAAAAUGUCUUAAUUGAUGGUAGAGGAAUUGCCAAAUUAUGUGAUUUCGGCGUUAGUGGCUAUGGUAAUGAAAUUAAAGGAGAUACGUCGUCACCGAUUAAACUAUCUACUGCAUAUGUUGGUUCACCACCAUAUUCUCCCCCAGAAGUCAUGAAAUUAAAGGAUGUGAAUGGUAGUGAUGUCAAAAAUUGGGCAUAUGACCCGUAUAAGAUGGAUUGCUGGGGUUUAGGAAUGUUACUUUUUUGUAUUGUUUAUCGUGGUGUCCCAUUUUCAUCUGCAUCUCCUAAUGAACAUGCUUACAGAGACUACAAAUUUAAUCACAGUCGUUAUGCAGGAGAUCAUCCUAACUUUAAAACUAACCAAGAAGUUACAAAGGGUCCUGGAAGUGAGUUUAAAUGGGCACUGCAAUUUCACUCCUCCGGUGCAGCUAGAGUUGCUUGGAAGCUAUGUGACCCGUCAGUCUCCAAUAGAUACACUAUGGAUUUAUUAUUCGCAGACCCCUGGUUCACUGAAUUGGAAAUGUGCAUUUAUGAACAUCCUGACCAAGAUGUGAAUCCUAUUGUUUCGCCACCAAAUUCUUCAAAUCCAUCAUCGGGGCAGACUUCCCGUGCACCUUCACGUAAGGCAACAAUUGGUUCAAAUUAUGACAGUGAUGAACUCCAUUCAUCAUUUAGAAGUAUGUUAGAUUUGGGCGGUCAAAGUAAUGAUACCAGUCCAAACGUAAACCAAAAUGCAAAGUUUAAUCAUGAAGAUGAUUACCGUGACAGAGAUGAUGGCUCGAUUCACUCAACUUCUUCAAUUACCCACACUCCUUUGAAACUUCACAGAGGCGAUAGAGCGAAUUCAUACGAUCGUAUAGAAAAUCAAGAAGGGUUUGAAGGUAUGGAUAACGACACAUCAUCAGAGUAUUCAAAUUCAAAAAGAUCGAUGCUAGAUCCAUUGGAUGAGCCCGCUCUCAAAGAUUCGCAACAACUAUCGAGUGCUAACUUGCCGGCAUUGAAAGAGGAUGAAGUAGAAACAUUUGAUAACGUAAGUAAACCACAAGAGAAUAUGUCUACAGCUUCAUCGAUUCUGUCGUCAACUCGGAAGGGUUCCGGAGAGCCGCUCGUCCCCAAUGAAAGUGAGAGCUGUGACGAUGCUGCACCUAAAAAGAAAUCGCUUCCUAAUCUACAUGAAAAGACCUUAAAAAAUAGUCCAGACUUACAUAUAGAUACCAAUGGCAUAUGUGAGCUAGGUUAUAAGAUUAAAAAGCAUCAUCAUGUGGGAAUAAGUAAUUUUACUGUUUCUGGAUCAUUAUCUAGAAAACGAUAA